Messenger RNA from Fusarium oxysporum Fo47, 4152 nucleotides. Its product is annotated as ABC-2 type transporter-domain-containing protein. The record is from RefSeq and is a predicted model, not a curated record. Gene Ontology annotation, cellular component: membrane. Gene Ontology annotation, molecular function: ABC-type transporter activity; ATP binding; ATP hydrolysis activity. Bases 1 to 4152 code for a protein of 1383 amino acids. Lineage: Eukaryota; Fungi; Ascomycota; Sordariomycetes; Hypocreales; Nectriaceae. Gene Ontology annotation, biological process: transmembrane transport. The transcript has 2 exons.
AUGGAAUGGUCCCUGAAGCCGAAAGUGACUGCCUUCAAGGAACGAGAUAGGGCCUCUGGCUCCCCUGAUCGUGAGUUGGGAGUGACUUGGAGGGGCCUAAACGUCCAAGUCGUCAGCGCCGAUGCUGCAAUUCACGAAAACAUGCUUUCUCAGUUCAAUGUUCCGAUGUCAAUCAAGGAGGCUCGACAUAAGCCACCCUUAAAGACCAUCAUAAACAACGCCCACGGAUGUGUCAAGCCCGGAGAGAUGCUCCUCGUCCUUGGCCGCCCUGGCUCUGGAUGCACAACUCUGCUUAAUAUGAUCAGCAAUAAGCGUCAGGGAUAUGCCAGUGUCUCUGGUGAUAUCCACUACGGGUCCAUGACAGCAACUGAAGCCAAACAGUACCGUGGCCAGAUCGUCAUGAACACAGAAGAAGAGUUGUUUUUCCCAUCCCUCACUGUUGCGCAAACUAUGGAUUUCGCAACCCGCCUAAAGCUGCCUUUCUGCCUUCCCCAAGUUGUGGCCAAUAAGGAACAGUUGCGAACUGAGACAAGGGACUUCUUGUUGCAGUCGAUGGGCAUUGACCAUACCCGUGAUACCAAGGUUGGCAAUGCUUUUAUCCGCGGCGUUUCUGGUGGUGAGCGGAAACGAGUCUCUAUUAUUGAGUGCUUGGCCACCCGAGGUUCAGUUUUCUGCUGGGAUAACUCUACUCGAGGUCUGGAUGCGAGCACAGCCCUUGAAUGGGCAAAGGCCAUCCGGGCUUUAACAGAUGUCCUUGGUCUUGCCUCUAUUGUUACUCUCUACCAGGCAGGCAAUAAUAUCUAUAACCUCUUCGACAAAGUUCUUGUCCUCGAUGAGGGUAAAGAAGUCUACUAUGGUCCAAUAAAGGAAGCCAGGCCCUUCAUGGAGGGACUAGGCUUUAUUUGUCACGACGGCGCAAAUGUCGCUGACUAUUUGACCGGCGUGACUGUCCCCACCGAACGAUGUGUUCGUCCAGAGAUGGAAAGUCGGUUCCCCCGGACAGCGGAUGCCCUUCGAUCCAAGUACGAAGAGACGCCUGUCUAUGAGCGUAUGAUCGCUGAGUACGAUUACCCUACCACCGAUCUGGCAAGGGAGAAGACGCGACUUUUCAAAGAAAGCGUACAGCAAGAGAAGGAUAAAAGUCUUCCCCUCAGAAGUGCACUGACUGUUGGUUUCGUUCAACAAGCCAAGGCUUGUGUGGCACGACAGUAUCAGAUUCUGCUCGGAGAUAAGGCUACGUUCAGUAUCAAGCAGGUAUCAACCAUCAUCCAAGCCUUGAUCGCUGGAUCGCUAUUUUAUAACGCAUCCGACGACUCAAGUGGCCUUUUUAUCAAGUCAGGAGCUUGCUUCUUCGCAAUCCUCUUCAACUCUCUAUUGUCCAUGUCCGAGGUUACCGACUCCUUCACUGGCCGCCCUGUCCUAUUGAAGCACAAAUUCUUUGCCUUUUACCACCCUGCCGCAUUCUGCAUUGCCCAGGUUACUGCAGAUAUUCCUGUCAUUCUCUUUCAGGUCUCCGUUUUUUCGCUCAUCCUCUACUUUAUGGUCGGUUUGACCUCGACUGCUGGGGCCUUCUUCACAUUCUGGGCCCUGAUCCUUGCUAUGACUUUCUGUACGACUGCGCUCUUUAGGGCUGUUGGCGCGACUUUCACUACUUUUGAUGGAGCCUCCAAGGUAUCGGGAUUCUUGAUCUCUGCUACUAUUAUUUACUCGGGCUACUUAAUCCCGAAACCGCAGAUGCAUCCGUGGUUUGUCUGGAUCUUCUGGAUUAACCCCCUGGCAUAUGGUUUCGAUGCGCUUUUGUCCAACGAGUUUCAUAACAAGCUUAUCCCCUGUGUCGGUCCCAAUCUGGUUCCCAGCGGGCCUGGUUAUACGAAUAGUGACCCUCAGGCUUGUACUGGUGUUGGUGGAGCCAGACCCGGCCAACCAUAUGUGAAUGGAGAUGAUUAUCUUGCGUCACUUUCAUACAGCCACUCGCAUAUCUGGCGAAACUUUGGUAUCAUAUGGGCCUGGUGGAUUCUGCUUGUGGUGAUCACGGUCAUUGCAACCUCGAAGUGGCAUAGCUCUUCUGAGGAUAGGCCCAGUCUUCGUAUGCCACGCGAAAACGCCCCCGUCACUACCGUCCUUUGCCAGAAGGACGAGGAGAACCAGGUGGGCGACAAAGAGGACGCCAUCUCUCACCGUGGCAACGGAGUCUUGGCCGAAGAUGAUCCGAACAUUUCAGACGGCAUGAACCUUUCACGUAACACCUCCAUCUUCACUUGGAAGAACCUUACCUAUACAGUUAAAACUCCAUCUGGCGACCGGGUCCUACUGGACAACGUUCAGGGAUGGGUGAAGCCUGGCAUGCUAGGUGCCCUGAUGGGAUCAUCUGGUGCUGGCAAGACGACUCUCCUUGAUGUCUUAGCUCAGCGUAAGACCGAAGGUACUAUUCAUGGUUCAAUCAUGGUGGACGGACGACCAUUGCCAGUAUCGUUCCAAAGAUCAGCAGGUUAUUGUGAGCAGCUGGAUGUCCAUGAGCCCUUCGCCACUGUUCGCGAAGCCCUCGAGUUCUCUGCCCUUCUUCGACAAAACCGCAAUACGCCCCGUGACGAGAAGCUCAAAUAUGUCGAUACAAUUAUCGACCUGCUCGAACUACAUGAUCUCACUGAUACCUUGAUUGGUGAUAUUGGUGCAGGCCUGAAUGUUGAGCAGCGCAAGCGUGUUACUAUUGGCGUUGAGCUUGUCUCCAAGCCUAGCCUCCUGAUUUUCCUUGAUGAGCCAACUUCUGGUUUAGAUGGACAAUCUGCAUUUAACACAGUUCGGUUCUUACGCAAACUUGCAGCCGUCGGCCAGGCCGUUCUUGUCACUAUUCAUCAACCUUCUGCCCAGCUCUUCUCUCAGUUUGAUACGCUACUCCUGCUUAAGAAAGGUGGCAAGACGGUCUAUUUUGGUGAUAUUGGUCAGCAGGCCAAAACCAUAAAAGGAUACUUUGGCCGAUAUGGCGCCCCCUGCCCUGAGGAUGUUAACCCUGCCGAGCAUAUGAUCGAUGUUGUUUCUGGACAUCUUUCGCAAGAUAAGGACUGGAACCAGGUCUGGCUCGAAUCUCCUGAGCAUGCAGCUGUUAGUAAGGAGCUAGAUCGCCUUGUUGAAGAGGCCGCCGGCAAGCCGCCUGGCGCUGUUGAUGACGGGCAUGAGUUUGCUUCAAGCAUAUUGGAGCAGAUCAAGCUCGUGACAUACCGCAUGAGUAAAUCGCUUUAUCGAAAUACCGACUAUAUUAACAACAAAUUCAUACUGCAUAUUAUUUCGGCUCUAUUUAACGGCUUCACCUUCUGGCAAAUCGGAAACUCGGUUGGCGACCUCCAGCUUAAACUGUUCACAAUCUUCAACUUCAUCUUUGUCGCACCAGGUGUAUUGGCCCAACUUCAACCUUUAUUUAUCCAUCGUCGGGAUAUCUUUGAAGCUCGCGAGAAAAAGUCCAAGAUGUACUCAUGGGUUACAUUCGUCACUGGGCUUAUUAUAUCAGAGAUCCCUUACUUAAUAAUCUGCGCAGUUUUCUAUUAUAUCUGCUGGUAUUAUACGGUUGGCUUCCCUAAUAGCUCUAGCCGUGCCGGAGGGACCUUCUUCGUCAUGCUUAUGUACGAGUUUAUCUACACCGGCAUUGGUCAGUUUAUCGCAGCCUACGCCCCUAACGAGGUUUUCGCAUCCUUGGUUAACCCUCUUAUUAUUGGUAUCCUCGUCUCCUUCUGUGGUGUCUUGGUUCCGUACCAGCAGAUUCAGAAAUUCUGGCGUUAUUGGAUUUACUGGUUGAACCCCUUUAAUUACAUUAUGGGAAGUAUGCUAGUUUUUGAUAUUUGGGACACUGAGAUUAGGUGUGACGACAAGGAGUUUGCCCGUUUCGAUCCUCCCAGUGGAGCUACCUGCGGCGAGUAUCUAUCUGAUUAUCUGACACAGAGUAUGGGAGCGGUCAGCGACCUCAUGAACCCCGAUGAUACAUCGGAAUGCAAAGUGUGCUUAUACAGAAAGGGCGAAGACUACCUUAGAACUCUCAACUUAAAGGAGUACUAUUACGGAUGGAGAGAUGCAGCGGUUGUGGUCAUCUUUGCCAUCAGCUCAUACGCUCUGGUCUACGUGUUAAUGAAGCUCCGAACCAAGACAUCCAAGAAGGCAGAAUAA